Molecule: messenger RNA, 1998 nt
Organism: Parastagonospora nodorum SN15
Lineage: Eukaryota; Fungi; Ascomycota; Dothideomycetes; Pleosporales; Phaeosphaeriaceae
Exons: 1
Coding region: 1-1998 (665 amino acids)
Biological process (GO): cellular response to oxidative stress
Cellular component (GO): cytoplasm
Source: RefSeq, a predicted model, not a curated record
AUGGCCGAAGUUCAGGGACAGGCUCGUGCUGCAGAGGAGAACCCGCUUCUGGCGGCGCGACCACCCGCUACAGAUGCCAUCACCUACCUUACCAUUGUCGAGUACAACCUUUCCGAGGAGAAUCUACCAGUACUACACGAAGUCCUGCAAGAUGCCGAGCUCACUUCGACUAUCGGCUGGGACUUGAUCCACCUACUGCUCCCGCUGCUGCCGGCAUCUGAGGAAUGCUUGCAAGAUAUCGCUACCAAGGGCAAUCCCCGCGAAUGUGUCUUGAAGGUCACUGAAGCUCUGAGAUUACUGGAAUUUGAGGAACGACAAUAUUCGGAAGACGAGGAGGGAGAGGGCGCAGAAGGAAGCGGACAGAAGCUCAAAGCUCCCGAGAUUGAGGUUGGACAGUCAAGCACGAGUCCGGGAUUACCGCGCACCAUACUGCCACCACUUCCAGUACUCAAAUUUGAGAUCCUUCUGGAUCUUCUGGCGACACUUCAUCGGAGAGUGAAGACCAAAUACCCUAGCCGCUUUCUGUCGACAAGCUUGCAGGCUGCCCUGGUGGCUUUCAAUAGAGCGACCACCAACAUCGAUGAGCUCACACUAUCUGCGAUCAAAUUCGUGAAGACUCUGUCUGGUACUAAGAGACCCCAUUUGCCUUCACGAAGGAGUAGUGGCCAGCUGCUGCGUACCAGGACAAAUCAAUCGGAACCAGAUCCGGAGGCGCAGAGCGAAGCACCGAAUGCUGAUGAGACAACAUUGGUAAACCGACUGCUGCAGUCAUUCAUCACACAUAUUAUGGAAGACUAUGUACUCUCUUUGACUUCAGACGACGAUGUCCCAGGCUUAUCAUGGUCAAGUCGGCUGAUGGAGAAGUACGAGCCGCAGCGGAUACCGAAGAAGCCCAACUACCGCAAGUAUGCGGACAGAUUUGCGGAUGAUGAGGAUCUGACUGGAAGGACUGCUAUUCUUGGGCAGAUAGUUGCUCUAACUCAGGAUCUUGGUCUCAAAACCGAGGAUCUGGUAAAAACGGUCAUGGACGCAGAGCUUGAGAAACGCGGCGUCCCUGGAACCGAGGACGAACCGCCAGCAUCUGCUGAAGAUAUUCCACUGUCUAGGACAGGAGCGUUGCUCCUUUUGACAGCACGCAACGUGAAGCAAGAGCUAUUCGCCGCAGCUAAAGACGAUGAGCCAUCAUCCCUCAGCAUCUUCCCAGAACAUGCGGCGAUCCUCAGCAAUUUCGUCGGUGCACUGGGCCCACAGACUGUCGGUCUGGAGCCGGAGGCACUUCUCGACACCAUUCUGGCUCUGGGCCUCGUUGCGCUCGAGCAGAACAACAUUGGCGAGCCAAAAGAUGACGAAGCAUUCGCGCAAUACCUUCAGACCAUCUCCCUCAUCUCAGCAAACACACCGUCGCCAAGUCUCCGCGGCCACGCACACUACCUCACGACCACUGUGCUGCGCUCACACCCACAUGAUCUCGUCCGCCUCACUUUCAUCCGUGACACGCUCGAGCACUGUCCAUACGAAAACCUGAAGGCCAGCGCAGUGUCCUGGCUCAAAGGCGAAACACUAGAAGCAAACUCCCCGCAAGCGCAGUCACAGGAAGAAGAAGGCGAGACAAAUAUCUUUGCCACGCCAGUCGCUCUCUCAACCGUCGCGCCUUUCCUCUGGCCCGACCUGACCACCCACUACACCUCUCUCGAAACCGACAUUGCAGAAGCAUGGAUACAGUUCCGCCAAGAACUAGGCUUCUAUGUCGCUGCGCUGAACUUUUACUAUAUGUUGCUUCAGGCGCCGCAACUCCAUGAUACGUUGGGUAUCAAGCAGCUGCAGCUGGGACAGUAUAUCGACCCGCUGAAGAAGGUGGCGAAGAGGUUUCAACAGGAGUUGGAGGCGGGUGGGGAGAACUUGGAUCUUGAGGGUGAGGGGCUCGAGCAGGCGAAGGCGGAUGUUGGACUUUUGGAGAAGGUGGUGGAGUGGGUUGAGGGCGCAGGGAAGAGGGUUUAG